Fusarium graminearum PH-1 is the source of this 834-nucleotide messenger RNA. RefSeq lists its product as uncharacterized. NCBI's taxonomy places the organism in Eukaryota, Fungi, Ascomycota, Sordariomycetes, Hypocreales, Nectriaceae. The record is from RefSeq and is a predicted model, not a curated record. The transcript is spliced from 2 exons. The coding region runs from base 1 to 834 and encodes 277 amino acids. Gene Ontology annotation, cellular component: Golgi trans cisterna; membrane; Golgi medial cisterna.
AUGGGCGCAAGCGACUCUAAGCUCGUUUUUAAACGGGGCAUCUUUCGGUUAUGCGAAGAACGACAUAUACCCGCAGAUGAUGCCUACUGGACCUCUUUCUGGGAGCUCCCUGAAUCCUCCGAGGACGUCUUUAGUUUGUUCACGCCUGCAGAUAUUCGAAGGACUCGCGAUCGCGCCCUCGAGAACCUAGAAACCCUCAUCCUCGCCGUCACUUCUCGCCUAUUCAUAUUACGUCAUCAUCCAUCUUUCCCCGACCCGGAACUUGCUCCAGAGCGCGAGGCAUUGAAUUGCGUCCGGGUUCUUACCCGAAUCCUGCCUUAUUUAUAUGAGAAAGACUCUCUGGGCGAAUGGGAACAAAAAUUCUUCUGGGCACAGCGGAGGAAGCGCACUCGGCAGGCUGCCAUCGCUAAUGAAAUCCUCUUCGACGAAGCCCAGGAAGCCGAGCGCAAAGUCGAAUCCGCACAUUUUGAGGAGGUCAAGCCACUUGCAGAAGAGCUGGUAGACACAUUGGUAGAUCUGCUAUUCUUUUCUGACUUGACAUUACCGCGGCAGCCACACGGACGAUCCAAGGUCAGCUAUGCGAUAUGGCAGAGUGGCGUGGGGUGCAAUACGGCUGUUGCAACAACAAAGGAGUAUGAAAGCAAUCGAUCAGAAAUCUUGCGCCUUCUCCUGACCCUGGCUGGCCAGAGCUUGUACAUGACAGCCGGCGUUCUUCCACAGACUGGUGUGCGAACCUUGACUCAUCUCUGUGCAUGCCCAGACAAGCAAGUGGUACUCUCGGUGCUCUGCUCUCUGCUUAAUACGGUCCGUUUAUACAUGUGUGUGCUUCCAUGA